AUGGCGGAUGAAAAACAAAUGAGUGCUCUUCUAAGAAGGCACGAACAAUUGAAGCGAUGGCAGGAUUCCGAAACAAAUAGAGUAUCUGGAUUACCUCGCGAGGAUAAAAUAAGAGUUAAAUUUCAAGAUGGAUGUAUUUUCUUGGCUGCUUGCUCAAGCAGCGAUACACAAGAAGUGAAGAAACUUUUGGAUCGGGGUGCGGAUAUAAACACUUCCAAUGUUGAUGGAUUGACAGCGCUCCAUCAAGCUUGUAUUGAUGAUAACCAGGAUAUGGUAGAAUUUCUGGUAGAGAAUAAGGCUGAUGUGGAUGUUUGUGAUAACGAGGGUUGGACACCAUUACAUGCUACAGCUUCCUGUGGUUUUACAGAAAUAGCUAGAUACCUAAUAAAACACGAUGCUAAUGUAGCGGCUGUGAACAAUGAUGGAGAUUUACCUAUUGAUAUCUGUGAAGAUGAUGAAAUGGAAAAUUUAUUACAGAAAGAAAUGGACAAUCAAGGAAUUGAUGCUGAUUCAGCAAGAUCUGAAGAAGAAGAUAGAAUGCUAGCUGAUGCUAACCAAUGGUUAAACAGUAAAAUAGUAAAAGAAAAGAAACAUAGUAAAACUGGUGCUACAGCUUUACAUGUAGCUGCUGCUAAAGGUUAUGUUAAAGUUAUGGAUAUUUUACUUCAAGCUGGUGUUGAUAUAAAUGCUCAGGACAAUGAUGGUUGGACGCCAUUACAUGGUGCGGCUCACUGGGGACAAGAGGAAUCCUGUCAAAUUCUGGUAGAAAACUUGUGUGAUAUGGACAUCAAAAACAAUGCUGUAAGUUUACGUUAA
This is a messenger RNA of Lottia gigantea (owl limpet), 816 nucleotides long. RefSeq lists its product as hypothetical. Bases 1 to 816 code for a protein of 271 amino acids. The transcript is spliced from 5 exons. Gene Ontology annotation, cellular component: cytoplasm. Gene Ontology annotation, molecular function: protein binding; enzyme inhibitor activity; phosphatase regulator activity. The record is from RefSeq and is a predicted model, not a curated record. Lineage: Eukaryota; Metazoa; Mollusca; Gastropoda; Lottiidae.